AUGUCCAAUCCUUCUAACACCAACGGCAGUAACGAAGACGAGGUCGAGGUCAGCGAGCCAGCUACAACCCCGGUAGAGAUCGCUCUGAAAGACGACGUUGCUAUGCUGAUCAAGCGCCUCGCUCCGUCUGCACCGGUCGCUGAAGAACUCUGCUCGGCAUUAGCGAAAGAGUGUCUGACGGAGGCGCACUUACUCGGUUCGCUCUCCCAGCAAGUCAAGGAUAGGAUCGGCAACUCGGUGUCUAUAGCAGCUAGCGCCACUCUGACGGUCGUAUGUGAAGAGAUCGGUGCUGUGGUGAAGAAGAGAAGGAAGCUCAAUGCUCAGAUAGAGGCCUCCAGAACGGCAAUCCCCGUGGGUUCUAUCGUUGAGACUGCUCUGAAGAACUACCAAUCACCAUUGCCAGCGAGCUUGUUCUACGGCCUACCUUCUACAGUGGUCUCGG
Messenger RNA from Perkinsus marinus ATCC 50983, 442 nucleotides. RefSeq lists its product as hypothetical. The transcript has a single exon. NCBI's taxonomy places the organism in Eukaryota, Perkinsozoa, Perkinsida, Perkinsidae. The annotation marks the transcript as partial. The record is from RefSeq and is a predicted model, not a curated record.